CCCGGGCCUCCUUCGCCGGCCCUCCCUACCUGGCUCAAUCCAACACUCGAUCGCAAUAGUGUCCGUGGCCGACCCCUAGAUCCGUCACAAUGGCCUCCUCUUCGUCCAACGUCGUCGGCGUACACUACAGGGUAGGAAAGAAGAUUGGAGAGGGUUCUUUUGGUGUGAUUUUCGAAGGCACGAACUUGCUCAACAAUCAGCAAGUUGCCAUCAAAUUCGAACCCAGGAAGAGUGACGCACCACAACUGCGGGAUGAGUACCGCACGUACAAGAUCCUCGUCGGCUGCCCUGGCAUUCCCAAUGUCUACUACUUCGGCCAAGAAGGGCUCCAUAACAUCCUGGUCAUUGACCUUCUCGGCCCUUCCCUCGAAGACCUCUUCGACCACUGUAACAGGAGGUUCACCAUCAAGACGGUCGUCAUGGUUGCCAAACAGAUGCUGUCCCGAGUGCAAACCAUUCACGAGAAGAAUCUCAUUUACCGCGACAUCAAACCCGACAAUUUCCUCAUCGGUCGGCCGGGAACCAAGACUGCCAAUGUCAUUCACGUUGUCGACUUCGGCAUGGCCAAGCAAUACCGUGACCCGAAAACCAAGCAGCACAUUCCGUACCGCGAACGCAAGUCUCUUUCGGGGACGGCUAGGUACAUGAGUAUCAACACGCAUCUAGGAAGGGAACAAUCUCGGCGAGACGACCUCGAGGCUCUUGGCCACGUCUUUAUGUAUUUCCUUCGUGGCGGCCUCCCGUGGCAGGGCUUGAAGGCUGCCACGAACAAGCAGAAGUACGAGAAGAUCGGCGAGAAGAAGCAGACGACCGUCAUCAAGGAGCUCUGCGAGGGGUUCCCGGACCAGUUCAACCAAUACCUGACCUAUGUCCGCAACCUGGGCUUCGAGGACACGCCGGAUUACGACUACCUCCGCGAGCUGUUCACUCAGGCCUUGAAAGACACGGGCGGCGUGGAGGAUGGCGAGUACGACUGGAUGAAGAUAGGCAAGCAUGACAAGAAGAACGACUGGGAUCGCCCGGGGGGACUCCACAACCCAAAUGCCAGGCCGGGGCCGUCCAACAUGGAGCUACACGCCAACUCGCGGGGCGCGGCCGGCACCCCUCAUCAGAGCGAUCCCCGAACCACUCAGCAACUCACCAUGGCCCGUUUAAACGCCGCCCAACCCCCGACCCCACCGAUCAAGCAACCAAAGCAAGGUCGGCAAAACGUCCCCGGCGCCUUGGCAACGCCGAGGGCAGGAGCCGGGGGUUACAGGGAUAUGGCGACGCCGACGGGGUCGACGCAGGCUCAAUUCCAGACAAGUACCCAGAACCUGCCCCAGAGGCCGAUGGUGCAUCAGACCAACAUGACCCCACCCCCUGCCAACACCGGCCUGCCAGCUGAGCCCCAGCCGUCCGGUUUCCAGAAGUUCCUGAAGAUGCUCUGCUGUGGCUAGUCGCGAUCGAUGCAAGGGGCGCCAGCUGGGUGGUAGCCUACCCAGCGUGUGCGAUUCUCGGCAAUCUUCACAGACGUCUUUGGACGAUCUUCCACCAGGGCGCGAUCUCGGUCGUAGAAGCAGACCGAUGUGGGAACCUCUGCGCGGGGGGUGAAGCACCGAUCUUCCUUCUUACCGGGGAUAUGGAGGAGAUCCCC
Molecule: messenger RNA, 1636 nt
Organism: Phialemonium atrogriseum
Lineage: Eukaryota; Fungi; Ascomycota; Sordariomycetes; Cephalothecales; Cephalothecaceae
Product: casein kinase I
Exons: 4
Coding region: 90-1439 (449 amino acids)
Biological process (GO): signal transduction; endocytosis; peptidyl-serine phosphorylation
Cellular component (GO): cytoplasm; nucleus
Molecular function (GO): ATP binding; protein serine/threonine kinase activity
Source: RefSeq, a predicted model, not a curated record